UUCGAUCAUAUUCGUUUUCGUCACUUGACUGAAACAGAACUCAUCUUGAUCAUGUCUGGAAGAGGUAAAGGCGGCAAAGGACUCGGGAAAGGAGGCGCUAAGCGUCAUCGUAAAGUUCUGCGUGAUAACAUCCAGGGAAUCACCAAACCCGCUAUUCGUCGUCUCGCUCGCCGCGGCGGAGUCAAGCGCAUCUCCGGUCUGAUCUACGAGGAGACCCGCGGGGUGCUGAAGGUGUUCUUGGAGAACGUGAUCCGCGACGCCGUCACCUACACCGAGCACGCCAAGAGAAAGACCGUCACCGCUAUGGACGUUGUGUACGCGCUCAAACGACAGGGACGCACCUUGUACGGCUUCGGAGGAUAAACGCCUUCAAAUCAGGAGAACAAACCCAACGGCUCUUUUAAGAGCCACCCACACUCUCACAUAAAGAGAUAAUCAUA
Molecule: messenger RNA, 440 nt
Organism: Cyprinus carpio (common carp)
Lineage: Eukaryota; Metazoa; Chordata; Actinopteri; Cypriniformes; Cyprinidae
Product: histone H4
Biological process (GO): nucleosome assembly
Cellular component (GO): nucleosome
Molecular function (GO): structural constituent of chromatin; protein heterodimerization activity; DNA binding
Source: RefSeq, a predicted model, not a curated record